GGAAAAGAAACAAGUUAUCCAAUAUCCAAAAAGAAGGAAGUUUGGGAGGUGAGGUGAGCAAAGAGAUCCAAUACGCUACGCCGCACCGCAUAUGAGAAUCACAACGUGGCUUGUGAACCACACUUCUCGAGUAGUAUCAUAUUCAUAUAUGAAAGACCACUAGCCAAUAGCCAUUGUAGUUUGUUUGUAGUAUAGUGUAGCUAUACAUAGCUAGUUCAGUAGUGAUGUUGCCUCCUCCUAUCGCCGUCGAUCUUAACGACAUUAAACAAAAACUCUCCGUUCACUUUCGCCCUUUUCAACGUUCCUUUCAGUUCUGGGUUCGUGCCAUCGAUAUUUACACCGGAUACAAGGUUUUUCAAUUGCGAGUCAAUUUCGUGAAAGAUGUGCAAAAGCAAGAAGCAAUGUGGGAAAGACAGCACGAACUUGCUGCUGAUAAGAUUUUCUCUAUGUGCUCUGACCUUGGUGGUUUCUUCCUCAAGAUUGCGCAAAUUAUAGGGAAACCAGAUUUGGCGCCGACUGCUUGGGUGAAAAGGCUUGUUACGUUAUGUGAUCAGGCUCCGGCCACUUCUUAUCAUACUGUUAAACUUGUGUUAGAGAAUGAGCUUGGACUGUGUAUUGAUGAUGUGUUUGAUAGGUUUGAUGUUGAGCCUCUUGGUUCUGCUUCAAUUGCUCAGGUUCAUAGAGCAAGACUGAAAGGUGACAAAGAUGAUGUUGUUGUCAAGGUUCAGCAUCCUGGAGUUCAGGAUCUGAUGAUGACAGAUAUUCGUAACUUGCAAGCUUUUGCUUUAUACAUGCAAAAAACAGAUAUCAAAUUUGAUCUAUAUUCAGUGACAAAGGAAAUGGAAACACAGAUUGGGUAUGAAUUUGACUUCAUGAGGGAGGCCACUGCAAUGGAAAGGAUUAGAAAGUUCUUGUAUAAAAUAAACAAAAGGACUCCUGUUUUGGUGCCAAGAGUAAUGCGAAAUAUGGUUACUAGAAGGGUCCUAGUUAUGGAAUAUAUUGACGGGGUUCCAAUAAUGAACCUUGGUGAUGAAAUAGCAAAGAGAGGCAUAAAUCCUCAUGGUAAGGUUGCAGUUGCCGCAAAGCAGAAAAUUCUUCAAAGCUUGACUCUAGCAUAUGGUCAAAUGAUUUUGAAAAGUGGGUUCUUCCAUGCAGAUCCUCAUCCAGGAAAUAUUUUGAUUUGUAAAGGAUCAGAGGUUGCCUUGCUGGACUAUGGACAGGUGAAAGAUCUCCCAGAGGAAUUGAGGCUUGGUUAUGCUAAUCUCGUUCUUGCGAUUGCUGAUGGUGACCCAGUAAGAGCUUCAGAGAGCUAUAGGGAGCUUGGUAUAGAUACGUUGAGCAAUUGUGAAAAUGAGCAACAAGAAAUGUUUAAACUGGCACAGACAAUGUUUGAUACAAAAUUACCUCCCGGUGUGAAAAUGCUGCAACCUUUUUCAGAGGAUUCUUCAAUUAAAAAAAUUGCUGUUCAGGCUUUCCCAGAAGAACUGUUUUCUAUACUUCGGACAGUGCACCUACUGAGGGGACUUAGCGUUGGACUUGGACUCAAUUAUUCUUGUGCAGAACAGUGGAGACCCAUUGCUGAAGAAGCUUUGUCUCAAGCUGGCAGAUUUAAAGGUAAAAAUGUUAAGCAUGGAGGUAUAAUACGUGGUAUAGUAAAAUCAUUAUUUUGGAGAAACUAAAUAGGUAGGUAUGGAUCAAUAUGCAUUCGAUUCAUUUGUUUGAUUAAUUGGGAUAUUCUUUGUGUGGCAUUGAAGAAAUGUAAAUUCAUCUACCAUAUGGAAUGUAAGUUUGACAUUGAUGAACGCGGUGAUUUUGUCGAAUUAACCGCUCAUCCAAACAUACACUAAGUAAUCCUUUUUGUGUAAUCCUUGAUUCAUUGACAUUGAUGGAACACCGUGAUUUGGUCAAA
Messenger RNA from Trifolium pratense (red clover), 1909 nucleotides. RefSeq lists its product as uncharacterized. The record is from RefSeq and is a predicted model, not a curated record. NCBI's taxonomy places the organism in Eukaryota, Viridiplantae, Streptophyta, Magnoliopsida, Fabales, Fabaceae. Gene Ontology annotation, biological process: protein phosphorylation. The coding region runs from base 225 to 1679 and encodes 484 amino acids. Gene Ontology annotation, molecular function: ATP binding; protein kinase activity. The transcript is spliced from 12 exons.